UUCCUACCAACCUUUUCUCUUGUCUAGAGUUGAAACAUUUGUGCCUUCACAACUGUGUUUUAUCUCCUUUGCCUUAUUUUCAUGAUUUUCCAAAGUUAUUGAGCUUAGAUAUGCGUGAUUUAAGAUUUCAUGCCCAUAGUUGUGGGGAAUUAAUCGCUCAAUGCCCCUUACUUGAGAGGCUGGUUAUAUUUAGUAGUGAACUUAGAGGGGAUGUGAAACUAGUUGACAUUGCAAAACUUAAAAAUGUCAAGGUUUUAAGCUUAACAUUGUGUUUGCUUCACAAUAUGAGCAUGGUCAAACUUUCCACUGUCUUCCAGUAUCUCUCUUUUCUUCCAAAACUCCAGGAGCUUUAUUUAAGUUUCCAAAAGUGCAAGUUCUUGCCAGAAGAUGUGGCUCAAAAUCCAGUCUCCGCUGCCUUUCCCUUCCUCAAGACUCUUACAUUAUGCGGAAUGGAUUUUAGUAGUGUUUCCAUGUUAGCUUGUGCUUUUGGGAUUCUUUUUCGCUGUCCAAAUUUGCAGAUCCUUUAUAUCAUAGCUAUAUACGAGAAUUUUGCCCUCCCACCUGCCAUAUUUCCUCCAGAGGUAGAUUGCAGCACAAUGGGGCAGCUACAGCUUCGGAAUGUAUUUUUAGUAUCAAUAAAAGGUUUGGAUGAUGAAGUAUGUUUGAUCAAGUAUAUGCUGGCUUGUUCCCCCAUGCUAAAGAGCAUUGUUAUCAAGUCGUCCAUAGAGAGCAAUGAUGGCAAUGAGAAGUAUAAGCUUGCUACCAAGUUGUUGAAGCUCCAUCGAGCCUCCCCAAUGGCAGAGAUUAUCUUCUAGCUAACUAGUUGUGUAUUUAUGAACUAAUAUUACAUUUUCUGUUGUUUUGUUUAGUUAUCUGAUUUCUGCACAUGGCAUGCCUUUUGUUUA
Messenger RNA from Erigeron canadensis, 905 nucleotides. RefSeq lists its product as uncharacterized. The record is from RefSeq and is a predicted model, not a curated record. Bases 111 to 815 code for a protein of 234 amino acids. Lineage: Eukaryota; Viridiplantae; Streptophyta; Magnoliopsida; Asterales; Asteraceae. The transcript is spliced from 3 exons.